CCUGAAAUAAACAAAACAAAUGACAGCUGACCAGCGGAUGAGGCCGCUGCUGCAUGUCAGUCGGCUGGACGUGUUGCAAUUAUGUUAAUGAUUUGAGCAACAACACUAUGAAGUUAUAAGACGCUGAUGAAUACAUUACUGAGGAGGAAGACGAGCUAAUAGCUACGCGUUAGCCUAGCUUAGCCUUGGAAGAGCGCCGCCAGCUUGUAAGCUAAUUAAGUUUAAUCAGCGUCGGUCUUAAAAUGUAUCCUCUUGAUAUUAUGUCUACAUUAUUAAGUAGACUUGUUGUCCGUUGCUUUGAUAUUUUCCCCAGAGGCCAUAUAAGAGGAGAUUUCCUUAUAACCAGUGACAGUGUUUAUCUAGACAACACAGACAGCCUCUAGCUUCUUAUCACUAGCUGCUGCUCAAGAGCUGUUGUUUGUUUAUGUGUUUGUAUCAUAAGUAUAUACUUAUGAGGACUGUUCGUUUCCAAUCGAUCAGCUUCACCGAUGUGAACUCAGAGGUGGGAAAGUCUGAGGUAAACAGACAGUAAAGAUGGAGGCUGUAAGACCUAAGAAGACCAAAACAAAAACCAGCGGAAAAACUCAGCUGGUCAGAAAGCAGAAGCAGGCAGCAGAAGACAAAAGAGCUACAGCUCCCUCAGUUGUCUAUGAUGAGGCAUCCACCUCUGACUUUACCGACAUCCCUCUCAGCCUGCCGUAUCAAGAACCAGAAGAAGUACAGCAGGACUCUGUUCAACCCCCUGAGAUCACAGGACAGCCAUUGGAUCUGCUCCCUGAGAAGCAGAAUACCUCUUCAUCACAGACUUUAUCCACUUCUGCAUCAACCAAGAAUUUACAGUCAACUGUGACACCACAAGUCACAGAGGAUUUGACAGAAUCGGAAAAGCGGGAUGAAACAGAUGGGGUGGUGAAAGUUCAGGGGACUGAGCUGAAAGGUGUACCACAGAGCACUGAGCUAGAAGGAGAUCAGCAAUCAUGGAAUCAACCAUGCGUUUCUACACAGUUUGAGAUCCCAAAUGUCCCCAGUGCUCCUGCACUGUACCCCUCUCUCCAGACACUGGAGGAAGGCGCCAUGAUACAGUUCAGUGACGAAACUGUGAAAAAUUGUGGAAAGGGACCUGCUGUGUUGGCACUCGCUGAGCAGGAGUCCUCUCCUAUGAGUUUGCAACCUCUGGAGUCUGUAGCUGAUCUUUCCAGGAGCAAACUCUACCCAGAAUUACCCAAGACGGUGCCAGAGCUUCAGCCAUUCUCACAGGAGCAGCUGAGUGUCUGGGAGCCAGCUGGAGGGUUACGUUCCUGGCUAGAGGGUGUUGAAGUGUGUACAACCCAGUUCUGUGCUUUGGCCCGGCAGGAGAACCAUGAACUGACUGAACUGCUGCAGAACUAUUGGCGCUGUCGUAGACAGCUGACCCAGUCUCACACACAGCUACACACACAGUCCUCUGACUGUAAAAGUACACAGAAUCGUCUCUGGAGCUUCAGGGAUGAACAGCUAACACUUCAGGGUGUGUGUGCAGACCAGUCUAAGGUGUGCGGGUACCACCGCUUCCAGCAGGCAGACUUUAGUGAGAGUGUGCUGGCUGAACUUAGGAGACUCUUUGAAGCUCGGAGUGAGCUGCUUCAUCAAAAGGUGGCACUGCACGCGUACACUGCUCUGCUGUCACGCCUUCAGGUGGAAUCAUACUUGUAUCGCCUAUUAAAAGAUUGUCCUGGCAGCCAAACACAGCCUUGUUCUCUCCAACCCCUGAAAGAGGCCAUCAGUGUCCUCUUUAGCUUCACACGAAGAGUCCUUGAUGAUACACAGUUCCAGACAGACAUCCACCACUGGCUAGAAAGAUUGGUGGCAGUCCUGCUGCAUGUUGGAGGAUCUGGAGAGCACCUGUACCUGCUGUGCCAUCUGCUGUGUUGUCCUGCUGGGGUGGGCAAAUGGGCUGCACCUUUCCUUCAGAUCCAAGUUUUGGGGAACACCUUUGGAGUGCAACACUUUAUGCAAGCUCUGGCAAUCAUAAUGUCACCUGCUCGACAUCGUGCAGAGUUUCUGGGCCAUAUGAAGCCAUGUGAGAGCCAGAGCUCAGCAGCUUCCGGACCUGAGUCAGGCAACUGGACCCUUGUGGAUGAAGGAGGAGAAGAAGAUGAGGACCCGGAGAGCAGCUGGGUGCUGCUGUGUGAGGAGGACCUGAUCUCCCUUCUGACCCAGUUCCCCUUCCAGCAGCUCUAUUCACACUUGCUAGGGAUGAGCAAGCAGGGUGUGUAUGAGCCUCAGGCCUCCAGUCAGAAGAUGAUGCGUGUGUUUGCUUUUGCUUCCUCGCUCAUUGAAAUUCUCGCUCUUGGCCUACAAACCUACAACAGGGCACGAUACAGACAGCUGGUCAAACGCAUAGGACAAAUCAUACGAAUGACAUUGUGUUACGUCAGUGAUCACUGGGCCCAGUAUGUGAGUGUGACUGGUGCUGGUGAAUCCAGUUCUCAUGCACACUCUCUGUCUUUGGACAAGCUGCAGCUGGAAUAUGAUCAUCUCUUCCUCAGAGCUGUCUUACAUGUACUCAGAAACAAGAGGCUGGGCAUUUGGUUGUUCAUGUCCGAGAUGCCAUAUGGGACUCUGUCCAGCUCUAUGCUGUGGAGGGUCCUUUAUGUUAUGCAGUGUGCCGGGACAGCAGGACCAGAAACACUCGGCUCUGCCAAUGACACACGCUCUUGCAUUCAUGCUCUCAGAGACCAAGAGCACCAGGAGAGGUUUGAGCAUUGGUUAGGUGAGGUGAACAGCUCUGACGGCAUCUCCCUUCUCACCGCACUAGCACAGAUGGCCACACCAACUCAGCACUCCGACCCUGCCUUCAUCACAACCAUAACUCUGCUGAUUUACCAGGUGUCUUAUGUGAGUAUGUCAACCAGAGAAACCUACUCCAAGGUGGGGAGAGAGUUGCUGGCUACCAUUGCAACAGCCCAUCCUUAUAUUGUCUCUGUGCUCCUGGAGAGACUGAGAGAGACCAUACAAACUGUUGGCAUGAUGGCACUCUAUUUGUGUAAAGAGCUGCCUCUGAGUCUGUGGCGGCCACAGCCAGAGGAGAUAUGUGUGAUCGGAGCGUGGUUGCUCCAGCAUCCUCUGUCUGCGGUGGAGAAUCGGCUGGCCUGUGUUAUACUGGAGGGUCUGAACUGGGGUUAUUCACUGGAUGGAUCGUUGGCCCUGUCUUCAUCUUUGCACAGUGAGGUGGCUCUGCUGGUGGCUGAAGCCUAUCAAAAAUAUCUCACUGACAAACCAUACAGUGGCCUCAUAUCAGAGGGAAUCAAACAGGUGUCUUACCUUGCCAGUGUCCUUCGUUUGGGUGUGUCUCCAGAAGCAUCUUUUAGUCAAUGGGCGUGGCAACUGUUGCUAAGGCUGAAGCUCCAUGGUAAUGCCCAGAACCCAAAAGGUUCCUGGUCAGUGCCUGCUAUGGCAUCCAACCCACCUCCGGAGCUCACACACGCUCCGAGCAUGCACUCUGUUCUCAGGGCUGUAAAAGCAGGCAUCCCUAUUGGAUGCUACCUGUCCAUUGCUAUGACAACAGUGGGACAUAGCCUGGAGCACUUUUGUACUGAUGGAGUUGACUUACUAAAGAGUCUUAUUCAGUCUCGCCACCUGAGGGCUGCUGUGCACCUUCUGGACAACAUCCUACCCCCAAGCUAUCCCCUCAGCUUCUACCUGCUCAAAAACGCUCAGUUUGUAAGUUGUAUCCAGUUAUUCCUGCAGCACGAUAGUGUGUGUCCUCAAGGUGUGACACAGCAGGUCACUCACCGGGUAGCACCGCUCCUCACGGGAACCACCUAUGGAGACAAUGUCCGACUGCUGAACAGUGUCAUUCAGAGCCAUGUUUUAGAGAGCUCAAAGCCCAGUCGUGUCGGAGCUGCAGCAGUGCUGGAAUUUUGGGUGGGAAUUCUGACUCAGCAGAACUUGUGGUACCGGGACAAAACAGUCCUGUUCCUCAUGGAUCAAAUCUGUUGCGCUGCAUUCAUGCAUCACCAGGAGGAAUGUGUGCAGAAACUCCUCUACCAACAGCAUAAGAACGCGUUGGGUUACCAUGGAGAUCGAGGUCUGCUCUCUUCUCUGGUUGGCUGGAUUGCUGGAAAUGCCACACCCUCCUUUAUAGAGGGCCAAUCACUGAGUGCAGAGGUUUGGUUUGCAUGGCUGGUGCUGAAUAUGGAGGGCAUGUUUGAGGAAGACUCUCAGCUUAGACGAUGUGUUGAGCAUGAGCUCCUGUCAGAGCCCAACAAUUCCCCAGAACAAGCCUUAAAGAAGGCGCAACAGAGGCUGAAGUUGCCAGUAGCCCCAUCUCUGCAGCGGCUGCAGGUGUACCGCUGGGCAUGCCAGGCCUUAGCCACGCCCCCUGACCACCCUCUCCUUCCUCUGAUCUGGCAGAAGUUCUUACAGCUCUACCUCAGACAGCCUGGGCCUGAAUAUGGGUUGGCUGCAGGUGGAUGUAUUGGCCGAAGGUUCUUCCAGGCUUCUGCUCAAGCCACUUUACUCAGAGACUUGAGACAGAGAAUACAGGAGGUGUCUGACUUCCACCAUGCUGCCAGCCAGGCCCUCAGAGUGCCCCCGCCAAACACAUCUUCACCAGACAGCCAAGGCGACGAAAGCCCCAACAGUCCCAAGCCACCUUACCUCACCUCUCCUCAGCUACACACAGAGCUUGUCAGGUUGUUUGGUGUGUUUGCUGUGUGGUUGGAUGAUGAAACUCUUCAGAAGCAGGAAGUGUACCUUCCCUCUCUUACUCCAGAGUAUGAGCCACACAGACUGGCACAAGUCAUGCAGAGGCAGAAGGAGCUUUGGCUUGAGUUUGUGGACCAGGAGCGUCUGCGAUUUGAUGAAAGGGAGGUUUUGUCUCUGUGGGAGAAGGUGCAGAGUGAGCCAAACUUCCUUCAGGCCCAAAACCCCGACUUCAAUGACUACACCAGCCUCAGCAAUGCGAGGGAACGUAUCCUUUCCAACCUACAGAAGCAUCCAGUUCCUCGAUCAGCUCCAGAUCUGCAGCACCAGAAAGUUCCAGUAGCUGAGAUCCCCUCUGUCUGUCUCACCGACUCUAAAGCUGCUGCUGAACUGCUGCAGCAGGACCUCAGCAUCCUGCAGGACCAGGCCAGGAUUGCAGUGGCACGCGAAGCCCAGCAGGUGGCGAUGGAGCAGGAGUUGCUGGAAGGUCUUCCUCUACUGUAUAAGAACCGACCUGAGCAAGUCAGCAUGGCCCUGGAGUGUAAAGGGAAGGGAGGGCAGCCAUGCCAGGGACCUGCAAACAUCACUGUCACAUGUGAGUGUGUCCAGAGACAGGAGGCAGUCCAGACUCAGAUAACGUCACUGUGCAGGGACCUCAAGAAGCUUCAAACCGAUGCCAUGGCUCCUCCUCCUCAAAGCCUAGCCCAGGCUGCUGUCCACACCGAGAACUUCAUCACGGCUCUGGUGAAUAUGUACAAGGCACAGAAAUCCCCAGCAGUGCAGCAUGUUGGCGUGUCUGUCUUCUAUCAGGUGGUGUCCUUUGUGUGUGAGGACACAUUGCGACAUCCGCCAACUCGCCAGUACCUCUCCUCAUGUGUGGAGAUACUGGGACAGGUGUUUAUCCAGGGCAAUGCAGAAGAGUGUGGGCGCGUCCUGAAGGCCAUCCUGGAACAGAGGCGACUUUGCCCUCUCAUCUCCCCCUUCUUCACUCCCAACGCAGCACCCAAUCAGCUCGUCUUCCUCUACCAAGACGUGGUGACUUCCCUUCACCUAGACAGUGCUGAUGUCAUUUUCAUGCUACUUACCAAGUUUGAUUUGUGCCAGUGGCUGAUUGAAGCCCAUCCUGUGUUUUCUGAGAGAACCCGUUUGCUGGAGUUGGUCCAUGGAGCUCUCUGUGUCUGCGGCCGAGACCCAGAACCUGAACUUCUAACACCUUUUCACCUUUUCACCAAACACUGGACCUGGCUUUUACGCCACCAUUUCCCCGACCACUACAGUGACUGCCUGCGUCUGCUUAUGACCAGCUCCUCAAACCAAUUACUGAGCCCAGAGUGUUGGAAGGUGACUCUACGAGUGCUCGGCUGUUUACCUCCAACCCGCAGCAGCAGGAGCAAAAGUGAACAAAUACUCAGCACCAGUGAUGUCUCCAGCCGUAAAGCCGGACCUCCAGCCUCUCCAUACAGAUCUCCAAUCAGCCUCUCUCCUCAGCAGGUGGAUGAGACAGUCGACUGGCUGAGUGACUACUUCCUGCGGAAUCGUCUCAGUAAGGCAGAUCUCCGCAGCUUUGGCCUCUACUCUGCUUGGACUCCUUACAUCACUGAGGUUUUCUCCUUCUGGGAGCAUUUGGUUGGUUGCCUGAUCAAUGUGUCACUCAGCAGCUGUGCCCGAGAGUCAGUGGGCAGCAGUAAAACAAUGAAAGCUCUUCAGGACUUACACACUAAGAUUGUGAAGUUGUUCAAGCCUUGGAUCUUUCCCCUGGACACUGAUGAUGGCGGCAACGUCAAAUGUUACCCGUGGCUGGAGACCGAUGCGACUGCAGCAGGAUCUCUGGUUAGCCUGUAUGCUCAAGUCACUGACACACUGCACCACAAAUUCAGAGAUCGCCUGAUCCCAGGUCAGAGAUGUGCUCUGUGGUUGUGUAUGAUGCAGUACUGUGAGAGCUGCACCUCUCCCCGCACACCUGAAUACCUGCUCUACCUCUACCACACACACCUCCGCAGUCUGCCAUGGAGACACCUGUACCCUGACACUCAGCUCAUGGAGCAGCUCUUCAAUGUGGAGAGAGGAAGUCCCAAGAGCUGCUUCCUGUUUAUGGGAGAGGUGUUAUGUGAAGUAAACUGGGUCAGCGUCCUAAGUGACCACUUACAGACACCUCCCACAUCUACAGUAUAUCCAGCUCUACCUGACAUGGCUAUUCAGAAGGAAUCACAUACCAUGUUGGUCUAUCUGCUAUACAUGCUUGUUUUUCUGGCAAAAGAAGAGCAGCUCCUGAGUCAACAGGACUCCCCUCUGCUUAGUCUUUUGGUCCAGUCCACCUCUCUGCCCUGGCACCAGCUGGACCUGUCUUCAUACCAGGGCAUUCUGGGAUAUGUUGGCACUCACUACCCUCCGUCCUUGCUGCUUAGUGCAGAUUCUGCGCCCCAGCUGCUGCUGAAAUCACUGCGUAGUGCUGCUGGGCUCCACCCCCGCCCUAAUGACACUCCCCACAGGGAGGAGACGCUGAAGGCGGCAGUGUACGUGUGCUGGUGUGUGCAGUCUUUGGUGACUCUGGAGCAAGGAGGUAGCAUCAACCUCAACACCCUGGAAGCCCAGCUGGAGACACUGCUGGAGAGCAUCGUCACAUUCAACCCACCAGAGACAGGUUUGGAGCAAAGGCACAUGGCGUUCUGCAGUCUGUUCAGCGAUGCACUGGCUUUGCUCAAUGGAGUUGGCGUCUCAACGGGCGAGGCCCUUGCCGCUCAUGUUAUUAAAUGGCUGGACAGGAAGGGGAGGGGCUUUCCUAUCCUGCCUCUUCUCACAGCCUGUUCCCGCUGUCUUGCGUCAGUGCGUCACAUGACACGCAUCAUGGAGGCAUGCAUCACAGCCUACUUCAAUCAUGCUGAGGAGGAGUCAGUAGGUUGGGGUCCUGUGUUGGCAUCACUGCAGGUGCCGGAGCUCACCGCAGAUGACUUCCUCUCUGAGAGCCAAUCGGGAGGAAGCUUCCUGACGCUUUAUGCCUUCAUCCUUCAGCGCCUUAACACUGAAUACACAGCAGCCAAUGAGAGAAGGACGCUGGCUCUCAUUAACACAUGGACCAAUCAAGUCUUCCCCAGUGGUCCUGGUGAUGAAGCAAAGCUGUUUCUUUGGUGGCACAAGGCAAUGAAUCUGUCAGCGGAGCAGCUACAGCCACAGGCGGGCCUCAGUGAAGUGUCUGGGGUCGUCAUGGGUCUGUUGAGGUUGCAAACAAGACUGUCUCAGCUGGGAGAAGAAAGACUCAACUCUGGAUUACUAGGUGCUAUAGGUCUUGGAAAGAGGUCCCCUGUUUCUAAUAGGUUUAGGGUGGUGGUACGCAGUCUGGCUGCAUUCCUUUCAAUCCAGGUACCAUCUGAAACUGAACUCCGACUUCAACCCACCAGUGACUUACAGCUCUCUGCAAAAGCACAGCAAACAUUGGGGAUGUUGGAGGCCAUGCCCAGCAAUAAGCAGUACGCUGACUUAGAAGACUCUGUGAAUAAAGCCGUUCAGUUCAUCCGCUACCCAGGACACUGUCUCAAAGAUGGACCCCGACUACUCGCCCUGCUAGCUAAUCUCCUGUACCCUGACCUCAGAUACCUGCACAUCAUCCGUUAACCUUGACUUGACGUGACACGCCAAUGCUGGAGAUUUACAGGACGUUAUUCUUCUUUGGCAAAUACAGUGACAGUAAAACUCUCUUUUGCACAGAGAAAUUCUUGUUUGAGCACAAAGUUUCCAAGUAGUACUGAACUAACUUUGCUAAUAUAUCAGUGAGAGCUUUGUGUGAGUGAAAAUGACUGUUCAUCAGAUCUCGCUGUGCAAUUGUGAAAAAUACUUUUCUGACUUAUGAUGAAGGAUACAACCAGUCAGAAGUAAUGAGAAAUGUAAUUUGCUAAACUUUUCUUGCACUUUGUUUUCUUCACUUAUGUCUAUGCCUUGUUGCUUUUUAUAUAACCUGCCUGUCAGUUUUCAAUCACAUCUAUUUUAAUCUUGAUUUGAGAGGAUCUUGCACAUAUUUAUUGAAGCAGAAUUCAUGAAUCAGAGUUCAAAACUGUGGUUUAGAUGUGACUUUCACACCUGUAUGUGGAAUCCGACAAAGAAGAAGUUGAAGGGUCCACAGAUUAUUUGGAGGAAGUUGAAAGACAGAUGUAAUAGGCCUAUAUGUUAGUAGUACCUUCUUAAAAUGGUGUGGAGGACACAUCACAAAAGCUGGUUGACAGUCUGGUAUUUCUGGUUUGCUGUUUUAAAACUUGAUACUAAAGUCUAGCUAAGAACCACAUGUUGAGGAAAUUUCUGGAUCCUAGGUACUAAGCACACAUUCAGAUAAAUGAAAUAAUCAUGUUUAGUUGCAGAACAUUUGCCAGUAUUAUGUUCAUGUCCAGCCAAAAGUGCUUUUAUUGUUUUUGCCAAAGAUGUUAUUUUUUGUCUGCUCGGCUACUUAAAUCUUCUCGACAAUG
This is a messenger RNA of Scomber japonicus (chub mackerel), 9137 nucleotides long. It is a transcript of the gene epg5, whose product is annotated as ectopic P-granules autophagy protein 5 homolog (C. elegans). The record is from RefSeq and is a predicted model, not a curated record. Gene Ontology annotation, cellular component: cytoplasm. Lineage: Eukaryota; Metazoa; Chordata; Actinopteri; Scombriformes; Scombridae. The coding region runs from base 535 to 8295 and encodes 2586 amino acids. The transcript has 45 exons. Gene Ontology annotation, biological process: autophagosome maturation.